This is a messenger RNA of Enhydra lutris kenyoni (northern sea otter), 699 nucleotides long. Its product is annotated as nucleoside diphosphate kinase A. The coding region runs from base 51 to 509 and encodes 152 amino acids. Gene Ontology annotation, biological process: GTP biosynthetic process; CTP biosynthetic process; UTP biosynthetic process. The transcript has 5 exons. Lineage: Eukaryota; Metazoa; Chordata; Mammalia; Carnivora; Mustelidae. Gene Ontology annotation, molecular function: nucleoside diphosphate kinase activity. The record is from RefSeq and is a predicted model, not a curated record.
GGUGCCGGUGUCCCCAGAAGGAGUUGCAGCGGGAGCAGCUGGAGGGGACCAUGGCCAACUGUGAACGUACCUUCAUUGCCAUCAAGCCUGAUGGGGUCCAGCGCAGCCUCGUGGGAGAAAUCAUCAAGCGUUUUGAGCAAAAGGGAUUCCGCCUUGUUGCUAUGAAAUUAAUUCAGGCUUCUGAAGACCUUCUCAAGGAGCACUACAUCGACCUGAAGGACCGUCCCUUCUUUGCCGGCUUGGUCAAAUACAUGCAGUCAGGGCCCGUGGUUGCCAUGGUCUGGGAGGGCCUGAAUGUGGUGAAGACAGGCCGAGUGAUGCUCGGGGAGACCAACCCUGCAGACUCCAAGCCUGGGACCAUCCGUGGGGACUUCUGCAUCCAAGUUGGCAGGAACAUUAUCCACGGCAGCGACUCUGUGGAGAGUGCAGAAAAGGAGAUUGGCUUGUGGUUCCAGCCUGAAGAGCUGGUGGAUUAUAAGAGCUGCGCUCAGAGCUGGAUCUACGAGUGACCGGAGAGCAGACCUCCAUGCUUUGUUCAUUCCGUUCCCUCUCCCUCCCCUGAGCAGGGGGCCAGGCUCUCACAAAUUCACUUAAUUUUGAGACCUUCCUUCUAACCUGGAGGGCAUUUCCUGGAGCUGGGUGUGCUCACUGUACAGUAUUAUGUGCUGCCGUCAAAUUAAAAUAUUUCAUCCCAACAUA